Molecule: messenger RNA, 198 nt
Organism: Clunio marinus
Lineage: Eukaryota; Metazoa; Arthropoda; Insecta; Diptera; Chironomidae
Source: the annotation of a GenBank genome assembly
AUGUUACAGUGGAACUUCCAUAAGCCGAUGGCUCAAGGUGUAACGGAUUAUCGAGAAAUACACAAACGAACAAACAUUAAAGUGAAAGCUUACGAAGUAUUAAGAUACAUUCAAUAUAAUACCGGAUAUUGCAUGGAAAGUUGCCUGAGGCGUACAAAGAGCUUUGAGCUAUCUAAGCUUUCAAAACGACUUCCCUGA